AGCUGGGAGCAGAUUUUUCGUUUGGCACAGAAGUCUUGGAACCUGUCCUAGCUGGUGGGGUAUCCCAGGGACAAAAGACAUACCUGUGUGCACACAGCUAUUCAUUUUUAUUUCUUAAGACUGUUUUACUUUGCAGCAUAAUGCAUGGGAGAGGCAUAGUAGCUAACUAAACUGGAGAAUCAACUGAUUCUUGUUUGGUUUUCCUCUUGUUUGUAUAGGUUAUCAGAUAUUUGUGUAAUGUGUACCAGACUGCACACUUCAACAGGCAACUCAAAGAGACUUCGCCAUUAACCCUCCAUAUUACAUCGUUAAGUCCUAAAACUGAUGGUUAGGGUAUUUUUGGGAUAGGGUAUAAAGGUGGUUACUGCUGCUUCAUAAAUAAUUGGUUAUUCAUUACUGCUGUUCUACUUUAGACCAGGAAAGAUUGGUAACAUCAUUUUGCCUCCAUUUAUAUAUCUUGUUCUAUAAUAGUUGGGAUGCUUUUACAGAAGAUUGUGUCACUUUAUCCUUUAUUGUGCCCAGGAUAUCCUCUGAAAAUGCUACAGCUAGAAACUUAAGAGGAUCAUUGGGACUGAAAUCACUUGAUAUUCUGUGGAACUACAAGCCUAAGCAAAAUCUGUUUUCAGGCAAAUCUUUUAUUCUCAUCUGAAGUUAAUAGAAGUUGUGAACCUGUCCAUAGUGACUCUUUUAUCUGGAUUCUAAAGAGUAAAAGAAUGCACGGAGAGAACUGAUGAGAGCCCAGGCAGGAGAGAAACUGCAGCCAAAUGACAAAUUCUGAAUUUAAGAGAUUGUUGGAUGAUGGAGCGUUCCUGGCACAGGGCUGCUGGUUCUGACUAUUGUGCAGCCACACACACACCAGAAAGCGCCAUUCCUCUUCUGGCAGACCAUGCUUUCUGGGGAUGCUAAUGCUGCUUGUGUAUGAGAUAAGUGAUGACUCUCAACAUGGGAAAGAUGUGGGCUGCUGCCAGAUCUGCUGGCAGUUGCAGUUUCUUGGCUGCUGUUUUCGGUGAGCGAGCCGAGAGCGCCGAGCAGCAGCAAGAGGAGGAGGGCUGCUGCUGUGUGGCGGAGAGGCAGCAACAGCAGCGGCAGCAGCACCUUUGACGUGCCCGUCCCCCACGUGACGGCCACUCCAUUGCGGGGAGGGAGCUGAGCUGAGCUGAGCUGCCGCUGCUCCGGCAGAGCAAGGGGGAGCCGCAGCCUCGGCGGCGGCGGCGGCACCGGCAGCAGCGCCUCCGCCCGCAGUGCGUGUGUGUGUGUGAUGAGCGAUCGCCGCGUCCCUCCGCCCGCUGCCGGCUGACACGGACCGCGCGGGGCGCGCCAGGAGCAGCAGGAGGAGGCACGGAGCCGCGGCCACCGCGCAGUGACCUUGGCCCAGGAGUGUGACGUUCAGAAGCAGAUCAAACUUGUGGGACAUGGCACAAGGAAAUAAUUAUGGCCAAAGCAGCAAUGGGGUGGCUGAUGAAUCCCCAAACAUGUUGGUGUACAGAAAGAUGGAAGACGUCAUAGCCCGCAUGCAAGAUGAGAAAAAUGGGAUUCCUAUUCGUACAGUCAAAAGUUUUCUUUCCAAGAUUCCCAGUGUCUUUUCUGGUUCAGACAUUGUUCAAUGGUUAACGAAGAACUUAUCCAUAGAAGACCCAGUGGAAGCUCUACAUUUGGGAACACUGAUGGCAGCACAUGGUUAUUUCUUUCCAAUUUCAGACCAUGUUCUAACGCUAAAGGAUGAUGGCACCUUUUAUCGAUUCCAGACACCCUAUUUUUGGCCAUCAAAUUGUUGGGAGCCGGAAAACACAGACUAUGCUGUUUACCUCUGCAAGCGGACAAUGCAAAACAAAGCAAGGCUAGAGCUAGCAGACUAUGAAGCUGAGAGUUUGGCCAGACUACAGCGAGCAUUUGCUCGGAAAUGGGAGUUUAUUUUUAUGCAAGCUGAAGCACAAGCAAAAGUUGACAAGAAGAGAGACAAGAUAGAGAGGAAGAUCCUUGACAGCCAGGAGCGAGCAUUCUGGGAUGUGCACCGGCCGGUGCCUGGAUGUGUAAACACUACUGAAGUGGAUAUAAAAAAAUCUUCAAGAAUGAGAAAUCCACAUAAAACAAGAAAGUCUGUCUAUGGCUUACAAAACGACAUUCGAAGUCACAGCCCUACCCACACACCAGUACCAGAGACUAAGCCACCCACAGAAGAUGAACUACACCAAGAGAUUAAGCACUGGCAAAUGCAAUUAGACAGACAUAGAUUAAAAAUGUCAAAAGUUGCAGAGAGUCUAUUAGCUUAUACAGAGCAGUAUUUGGAAUAUGAUCCCUUUCUUGUGACCCCUGAUCCCUCAAACCCUUGGAUAUCAGAUGACACCACUUUCUGGGAACUGGAGGCAAGCAAAGAGCCAGGACAACAGAGGGUGAAACGAUGGGGGUUUGGCAUGGAUGAAGCUUUGAAAGACCCUGUGGGAAGAGAGCAGUUUCUCAAAUUCCUGGAGUCAGAAUUCAGUUCAGAAAAUUUAAGGUUCUGGUUAGCAGUAGAGGACCUGAAGAAGAGGCCUAUCCGUGAAGUUCCUUCUCGCGUCCAAGAAAUCUGGCAAGAGUUUCUUGCUCCAGGUGCACCCAGCGCUAUCAAUCUAGAUUCAAAAAGUUAUGACAAAACCACGCAGAAUGUAAAGGACCCUGGAAGAUACACAUUUGAAGAUGCUCAGGAGCACAUUUACAAACUGAUGAAAAGUGAUUCUUAUCCUCGUUUUAUACGAUCCAGUGCCUACCAGGAGCUGCUACAGGCCAAGAAAAAGUUGGAAAACACUCUGGAUCGUCGAACAUCUUUUGAGAAAUUCACACGCAAUGUGGGCAGAAACAUCCCUAUUUUCCCAUGCCAUAAAAACUGUACACCAACACUGAGGGCGAGCACUAACCUGUUAUGAAAAGAGGGGAAAUCGCUCACAUCAAAGAGGUUAACCAGUCUAGUGCAGUCCUACUAAAAGGAUCACCUUGUAGCAUGGAAGCAGACUCAAAUCAUUAUACAUACUUUGUAGCUCACUGAUUGCCUGACUCAGAGGACAGUAGAACAAGAUGUUGCAUGAGCAAGGACCUGACUUGUUUUCUUUUGUGUAUACUAAGGCAUUACAGACUCCGAGGGACUCUCUAGCCUUUCGAUGCCACCAUUUCGAAAACUGUCUGCUCACUUCCUCCUUCAUAUCAAGCUGGAUCUGUGUCUUUUUAUUUUCUGCAAGCUCAAGUACAGUGAAAAAAAAGCUUCUGCUAGGCACAGUUUAUUAAAAAAAAAAAAAAAGUCAAUCAAAACCUGGAAGAAAUGUAAAAAAUGCAUAUAUUAAUAAAUAUACAUAUGGCAUCACAUUUAUUGCACAAUAAAUUAGCACAGAAGGUUUCAUUUCACUGAUGUAUUCACAUUGAGAAAGAAAGCCUGUGUCUUUGUCUGUUGUCUGUAUAUUCUCUGUUAAUGUUUCUUGCAUUUAUUUUUAUACCAUAUUUAAAAAAGAACACCUUUUACUCCAGAUGUAUUAAAGCUGAUCCUUUCUCUGUAAAUUUGUGUAUGUUUAUAUUGUUGUUUUAUCUUUCAUUAAAAGAUGCAGAAUCUCUUUCCUUUGGGAAGUUUGAGAUUUUAAUAUUGAAUCUGAAGAUUAGUCAAGAGCAAAAUCAUCCCCAAAAGUUACACACCUUGUGCUUUCUAAAAAGUGACAUGAAAUGGCAUUUUCUUUCUCUCAGUGACACCUAAUCAAACACACUUUAUUGAUAAUCAUUUACUUUUUCUUUUCUUUUUAUCAAGCUAGCAGCAGAGAGACCUUUCCAGCUUGCUCAUCAUUACAUAAGCAAACUUUUCGUUAAGCUAGACCCGUUCUGUCAUAGUGCAGCCUGCACAGUGAUUCAGUCGCUACCCAAGACCAGAUCGACUGAACUGAAUUUCUUUAGGAAUGGACAUGAACAAAGCUGGCUGAGAACACAAGUGUAUGCUUGCUAAACAGGAAGGACAGUGUUUCUUUCUCCUUGUCACCUGUGAUCCAAUGCAACGUUUUAAACUGAAAAGGUAGUGGUUUGGGAGUGUUAAGUGUACUGUCUGUAGAGCAAAACCUUGGUUAGUAAUCCAAGAAGCUGUCAUUUUAAUUCAAGGGCUCUGUUCAGGUGUGCUGUUGAAUGUCUACUGCUGAGGUUACUCACAGAGACACCUAUUGACAGGUUUGUGAGAGCACGUAGACAUUUCCCAGGAGGUUGCAGAUAUGGAUCUUUUGAAGCUAAACUGAGCUGUAACCAGAAAUAUCUGCUUGGCCUAAGAAACAGCAGUUUUGACUGGCAGAAAUGAGGUAAGGAUGGUAGGCAGAACUCUUGAGUUGAAAAACAAUGAGUCAAACAACAAAAUGCUGAUACCUUCAGGGCAUUAUACAGUGCAUAGGACAAAUAAGCCUUUUUAGCAAUGCACAGGAUAGGCUCAGGACAGCCAACUCUAGCACCAUCUGUCAUACUGACUUUGGUUUGAUAUUGAGGAACAGGAGUCUUGUUUUGAAGGGACUACCAAACCUAAAAAUGCACAAAGUGGGACAGUCAUAGACACGAUAAGACAAUAAAUUUGAAUACAGUAAUGCUAGAGUCAUCUCAUUUAACAUCAGAUACCUACCUGCAUUGUUGCUGCUAGGGACAGGGCUCUUGCACCGAGCAGCUGUGGGCAGAAGGGAGCUGAGCUGCCUUCUGCAGGGAAUGCUCACUUCUCUGCUGGCUCUGUCGGUAGCCUGGUGCAGCCAUAGCCCUGGCUGCAGCAUCUCAAAAGAGGUAGCCUGGAUGAACCCAGGACAAAAUGCAUUAUAGAUCACUGUGAAUGAAUGUUCCCCAGGUUUAGCUGAGUUGGGGUUUCUGGAGGUUUGGAAUUUUUAUUUAUUCUUUGUUUUCUUGUGCCACUGUGUUUCUGGUUUCUAGCUAGGAUGAUAAUCACGGCUUUCAAGUGUCUCAGGUUUUGUUUGCAUAAUUCCACCAAGCUUUUAUCAUAAAACACUGGAAAUGCCCAAUGAGAGCUUGAAUUUGUCAUGAGCUCCAUCUAGGUCAACUCAAAAUAUUCACAGUCUAGGGAGGCCAGAUGAAUUUUAAUAGCCACACUGAACCCCAGAUCUUAAACUCUGAGAUUUAAUUUUCCUUUACCACAGAAAUGCAAGCUCUGAGGCAUGAACUUGAGGCCAGGCAAUCCACAGAAAUGCAAGCUCUGUUUCACUUCUUAGUGCCAAAUAGAGGUAUUUCUUUCCAAACUCCUGCUGCCACCAAUUGCAUCAGCUGGUAUAUUGCCUGUUUUGCCUUAGGAGUUAACUAACUAGAUACCAGCAUCUGCUUUGAAGAAUCACUCCCUUCAAAUAACUAAUGUUUCAAAUUCAUGCAGUAGGUACUCCAUGCAACUUUUCCCUACGAUUUCUCUCUUCCCUCCCACCCCCACCCCAAGCACUUUGCAGCACCAACUGGCUGAUUAAAAGAUGUGAAGCAUUUGUAUCCCUGAACCCAUUUUGUACUUGUGCUAGUUCUUUCCUUUCAAUAAAUACAAAGUCACUAUUGAAUGGCUGUCUUUCCCUGGAUUUGCACAGGUUUUAACACAGUGUCUGUAAAGUAAAAAUAUGCAUUACUCAUAAGGAUUUCAAAGUAGUCAGGGAGCUGUAUUAAGGUUUCAUUUGAGUUUAGUUUCAAGUGAUGCAACUUAAUUAUUUCAUGAAUGAAUUUGGCCCAAACAAAAUCUGUCCUACCACCAGCUGAUUUUUAAAGGGUUUGCCUGCAACCUUUUGAUACUUUACCUGAUCACUGUCACCUGCCGGUGAUACCAUACUUGGACUGGAAACUCCAAGUAGGCACAAACUUCCUUUUGCUUCCCCACAGAGAAAAGCUAAAUAUCUGUUGCCACAUUUAUAUGAAGAUCCACUUCCAGAAUUAAGAUUAACUCAGAUUAAGGCUUGUUUGUACAACCACCAAGCAGCUGAAGUACGAAUUUGGUUACACAGUGGUAAACCUGUUAGGAAUUUCAGUGAGGCCAGUAGUCUGCUGAGGUAAAAAGGACCAAGAGAGCAACCCAAUCUGGAGGGACCAUAUUUCUUGUCUCCUGGGGAAGAGCCAUCAAUCAGUGCCAUCUGGCUUUGCCCAGGAAGCUGCAAAUACCCUCUGUUGGGAGAUAUUAAUUGUAAUAUUCAUUAAAAUAACAACUUGGUGCUAGGGACUUCCAUCUGAAAAGCUGGGGUUCAUCAGACAGUCUUGUUCCUCAUACAUCCUUGUGCAUAAAACAACUCUUAAGCCUACAGGGGAAAGAAUUGUUUGCUGAUGAUGCUGCACCCUUGAGAUGGCUUUGUGCUCCCAGACCAGCCUGGGAAGGAAAACGGAUGGUGGGACAGAUGGGAGCUUCCCUAGCACCUACCUAACAACAGCAAAACCUUCACCCAUUCUUCUGUAAGGUGCAAUUGAUAACUGUUCUUCAACCCUACAAAACCAAAGAGGGAGGAACAAGGCCUUAAACAGUGACAAGAGAAAUUGCAAAAUGCUUAGCUGAAACAGUAAUGGAGACCGGCCAAAAAAUAAUGAGGUGGAGGUGAAUACAGGAGUAAGAAGUGGGAGUUAAUUGUGGUGACCAGAACAGAACCGACAAGGGAGGAGAACUGGGGAACUGAGUAAUGAAGAUCAAGAGGCAGAAUGCAGCUGAUGCAUUCCCAGCCUGUUAGCCGCAGCCAUGCAGAGCUGGAAUCUCAAAACCCCGCAAAAGUCAGACAAGAUCAACUGCAGCUGGCCCUUUAAUGACAUUUUUUUUCAGCUAGAAAGCAAUUAAUACCAAGUAUCUCUAAUUGCCUUUUUUCAGAUUGCACCCCUUAUAUUGUUUGAAAUAAUGAGAUAAAUGCCAAAUGGUCCCCCGAGAAAUAACAAACUGGAGGGCUAAAAUCAUUUCCAGAAAAUGAGACUUAUAGGAAUGCAUUUAGGAUGUUCAUUUAUUAAGAAAAGAAAAUAAUGCCAAAGCAGACAACUAAACUGAGAGAAGGCUGUUUUCUAAGGUAACUGGAAUGAGGAGUUGGGAAUGACCAGUGAUUUAUGUGUAGCUUUUCCAAUUAUUUAUCUUUAUGCUAAGUGAUUAACAGCUGUUUGAAUUUAGAUUUUUAAAUUACCAUAUUUUUAAUGUCCCUUUUAGCUAGAGAUGUUGUGCACAGAACUAACACUGGACUUACUAGGUGCAUAAACAGGAGUUUUUCUAAAGGAAAGUUAAUAGCUAUAGGGACAUAUCUAAAAUAAAGUUUUAAUCCCAAGAUGUUCAAUGGAAAUUAACAACAACUUCUUUGAACAUAUUCCAUGUCCACAAUUUAUAUAAGCAAGUUACAAAGUGGUUGUGAAUCGUACCAAUCUGCCUUUUGAUCUGACGGUGUUGAAUAGAUUAAUGCUUUUGUCUCCUGUGAGUUGAAGGUAGGCUGAAUUCCCAAUAUCAAAGAGAUGGAGGGGAAGCAAGGAUGAUCUCUCUGAGGCUGAGCUCCCCCUCCUUGUUCUGUUCUGGGCUGUAGAGUCCUCGGGUGACGUGUACACAUAAAUGGGUUUUGUUUGUACAGGCAUCAGCUUGAGAGCUGCAGAGUCUCUCCAGUCAUUAUCUCUGCCACUAUGAAGUUUAUUUCCUGGUAUCUAAACUAAAUCUUCUCUGCUUCAAUUUAUCCUUUUAUUUUUGACCAGGCUGCUACAAUCACUAUAGUAAAAUGUUCCCUACCUUUUUGCUCAACUACAUAAAUGGCCAUUGUAACAUUACAGCCUUCUGUGCUUUCUUUGCUGGUGUUUUCUGAAGUGUGAAUGACUUCAUUGCUCUCCUCCAGGCUGGGCAGUGUUACAGCUUUCUUGGAGGACAGGGCCCAGAGCAGGUUGCAGGGCUCCCACCCAGGUUUUACAGGAGGAAGGCGGAGGAUUGCUGUUGUACUUCUGUCUGUACACACAGCCAUGGGGCUUGCCUUUUUUGCAGUAGAUGGCCACUACUGAACUGUGCUAGCUUACGUAUGUGGCACGGUGAUGCCCAGAUCCUUUGCACUAAAACACAGAUGGUUGUUCCUCUUUGUGCGUAGCUGACUCUUCUUGGGUCAGUGAGACCUCUUCUGUUGUCCACUGAGUAGUAUCCGCAUUUUUAAGACCAUCUAUCUCUUUUCCCAAGAUCACUUUCCUUUUUUGAUUCUAACCUGUGAAAUACUUGUAGUCCUUUUACCUGUGGGUAUCUUUAUGUGUGGGUGAGAGUGAGGAAAUCUGUGGCCUGAUUCUCUAAGGCAUGAAUGAGAGCGAGUACUGUCGUCACUAUUUGCCAUAAGGGAUCUGUAUGUAUAAAUUGUUAAGAGAAAUUGCUGUGACAAUAAAUCCUGAGAACCUGCUCAAAUGCGAGAUGAUAGUCCUUAUUUACAAGUGUGGACAUGGACAGUAAAUAUCAAAUAUUAAGACACGAUUGUAAAUGUUACCUUGUUAGUGGCAUUUGCACAAUUUUUAUUGUACUUUUUCUUUGCUCCCAGAAUAUAUUCUGCUGCAUUCACCUUCAUUGGCUCCUUUUUGAUUUGGCUAGAUUUUGAAAUCUCUCAUUAGCUUCAUUACAGAUGUCAGCUUUCAAAAUAGAUACUGUUUACCACCCUUCUGCUUAACCUCGUGGCUGCUUCUUCUGCAUGUAUGUCACAUAAACGAGGCAUUUAAUUAUGCAUAUAUCUUAUAUAUCCACCUCUUUAUGCCUUUCCCCCUUUCCUUUUUAACAGAUGUGUGGCAAUGGCAUAUUUAGUGUAACUUACUUUUCUACCUUUCUGCUGAGAGGAAUGUAUAACCUGAAAUCUCUGACCCUUUCUGAUGCUCUUAUCUUUGUAUGACUCAUCUUUUCUUUUAGACUCUCUUUCUUCUCCUCCCCCUCAGUAACAUCUUUUUUAGGAUUCUCCAUCUUUUAUGUUUCUUUUCCUUUGUUCCCCUGAUCCUUGCUCCAUUGAUCCCUCCUGUGUGUUCCUGCGGUGCUCACUAAUGCUCUUUACACUUACCUCCUCUGUUUUAUCUUUCUUGGAAUUGAAAGAAAUUACAGGGGGAAAAAAAAAGAAAGAAAAAGCAUUAAAGGAAAGGCAGGUCAGUGCUAGGGCCAGGGCUGAGGCAGUUGUAGAACAUGCUUCUGACUGUGGCCUGAUCUCAGGGCACCAUCCUGCCCGUGGCUGCCUGCCUUUCCCUUCCUCACCUUGCUUCCACCAGCUCUCCACUCCUCCUCCAGCCACUGCUGCCCCAAACUCCUUUCUCUUGGAGGUGUUGCUGGGGAUUCAGACAUAACCACACAGAGGCAUUUCUAAACACCUGAGGUACUUCCCUAAGCUCCUCUGUGCAUCAGCCAGAAGAGGUUCAUAAAAUCUUUACUUUGACUGGCAGCAGGAUUAAGGAUUAACCGUUUAACAGCUGGUCUGGCAUGCCAUGGCAUGGCAACAGAUCACGGGGUGGCUGUUAGUAAUGUUACCACCUUUGUUUAAACUGUUCUCCAAGUCUCUCUGUAAAGCCCUUGUACCAGGAGGGUCACACCCUCAGGUGUCUCUGGGCUGGAGGAAGGAAGGGGGCAGGUACUCAUGUCAUUCACUCCAGGAAUUGCAGUUCCAAAUAAAUUGGGAGCUUCAGUUUCUUUCAUGGUAACAGCAAGGUGAGGGAGGUCCACAGAGUGAUGCAGAGCACCUUGGUCUCCUAUCAAAGAGUCUGGGAGGCAGGAAGGAAGAUUUAAGCCCACAACUAGGAAAUAUUUCUAAAUCCUGAUCUAUACUGGUCUGGGAGGUAGCUGCAGUGAAGAUAGCGAAUGGGCUUAUGGAAGCUCAUGUUGUACCUAAAUCACAGGUAAGGUUUUGGGGUGAGGGGCUUAUAAAUGUGGAAUUUCAUCAAUGGAUAGACUUUAUUUUAAACAUUCUAGUGUUUUAAAAGGUAACACUAGCAGCAAAGUAAACUGCGAAAGAGACAGUGCAGAUGGUUAGGUAUUGCAAGGGAAUUGGUUUCCAGAAAGUUGGGUUUAGGGAACAGUUAAGGUUGUAAUUCCUAGGUCAGUUUGGGUAGCUCCAUUUCCCUUUCCUCCACCCCACCUGAAGUACUUCAGCAACCUUGCUGGGUUCCUGACGAGCAAGGCCUUGCCUAAUCUCUCUUCCAUUGCUUUCCUUAAUCUUUUUCCUCAUCUUUUUCUGUCACUGUUGGACACCCCAGGCAUGAGGCAGUAACUGCUGCUGCUCUCCCACCAGCGCAUUUGUAUGCAGGGAGGGAUUUUCAUUUCUAUGUCUAUUUUCUUCCUAUAAUAAGAAGACUUAAAAUGUCACACUUAUAUUUUGUUCCAAAGGGCUUCUUCCCAGGGCAAUUCAAGUCAUAUAGGCCCAUACAACCUACUGUUUCUGUAUACUUGUGUAUUAAUUGAUAUUCAUUUUAUUCGGAAAAAAAAUAGCAAAACCAUAACAAAAAUGUGGAAGGUAUGAAUUUUAGAUAUUUAUUCUGCUGUUUGUCAGAGCUGAGUGGAACAACAAAUUGGCCUUUACUCUCUGCUCAAACCCCAUUGCUGUGUUAAAAGUACACUUUGGGAUUCCCAUCUGCAAGGGGCAUGGAGUAUCUGCUGACCUUUCAGUGCCUCUUCUGGCAUCUCUCACUGUUUCUUGCUGCCCCAAACUCCCAGCAUACUUACACUGAAAUCAGAGAUGUGAAACAUGUAAGACUGACUUUAAAGUAUACUUGCCCUUUGCUCAGCAGGUACACUUGUGCUUGCUAGCUGGAUGUCAGUCGUGGUACCCUUUUGGUACUGUAGCGUGGGUUUGGGGGUUUUUUUGAAAGAUGGUUUGGACUUCUCCUGCCCCAGACCACACCACGUACUGGGAAGUCACCUUUCUUUCUCGAAAGCUUUUGAAGGCAACCUCUUUUCACCAACUGCAUGGACUAGGAAGAGUGGCUUUGAUACCUUUGUGUCUUUUAAUGAGAAAGAAAAAAGCAAGGGUUUGUAGGCCAGAAGACCUCGAGGAAUAAAACAGAGAGAGAGAGGGAGAGGAAAGAGUGUUAAUAAUUUAAAAAGAGCAUUAGAGUAACAGCUGGGAUAGUGAAAUCAAGCCCACCACCUGCCUCUUGUUAUGGCUAUUGUUUAUUUCUCUACCUUGAGAGCACUCAUGGAUGGCUGCUGUGCUCCUACUCUGUGUGUUUAAUGCUGUGAUCAGUGAAGUAUCAGGAGAAAAUGGAAGAGGAGCAAGAGACCACAGGGCACCUGUGUGUUUGGUGGCACUGCCUGACAUGGGGGUCAGCAAUGGGAAGACAGGAGGACUUUGUUCUUCAUACCCUUCAAGCCAUGUAGAACCUGCUGCUUUUAUUUUUCAUCUAAACAGAGAUUUUGGACGUGCUGCCCCAAUUGUGUUGUGUGAAAAAAAGAAGGCCCUUCUAUGCCCAGUGGGGUGAAGAAGUCCAAUGUUGCCCAUAGAAUCUGCAUUCUUUUCCAGUUCCUGAAAGCUCCUGCACUGGGAUAGAGCUCAUUACUCCUCAUUAUUGAGGCCUCAUGGUCUCGUGCAUGCCACAGCAGCAGCAGCUGCCUACUUCUUACUCUGGCAGAAACGAGCCGUCAGCAGCAGUCCUUCCUGUGAUGCAGAAAUGGCUUCUUCUAACAGUGAGCCCUCCUGGAUACUCUUCUGUCAUAUUGAUACUGAUAAGGUAGCACCAGCAUGGCUGGUGUAUCAGCGCUGUUCUUGUUCAAUACUGCUAAAAUUUUAAUUCUACUAAGGAAAAAUGAGUCAUCUGAAUGGUAUUACUUACUUUGACUUGUGUAAAUGCUGAUUAUAGAAAAUACUGAUUAUAGAAAUUGGAUGGGACAUUUUUGGUAUCCACUAUAGCCCCUUAUUUGGAAAAUGUAAGUAGAGCAUAGAAUCAGAAAGGAAGAAAGUUAAAAUAACCUUCUUAACUUUUUCCCUGCAAUAGUUCUGAAGUGAUCAUAUGCUGCCUCUUUCUAUUUAAUUUUUUCCCUUGCUGUGUCUUGCUGACUUUCAUGCCGAGAACCGAUGUUCAUAGGAAGCAGACAAACCCCGUUUAAUUUUCCUCUUCUAAACCCUGAGCCACGGUGAUGGUACAAGUCGCUGGGCAGCAACUGCAGUUUCACUUCCAGCAUCAGCAACCAAAACAUUUGCCAGCUGUGUGUAACACAGCUGCCCCUUAAAUCCUGCUCCUCAGGAGCCGGGAGGAAGGGACGGGGCCUGGAGAUAGGGACGGGGCUGGGGGCGCAGCGCUGCGGCAGUGACACCUGGCGGGUGCUCGCGGCGCAAAGGCUGCUCGCGGCGCAAAGGCUGCUCCCGGCAGCCCCGAGUGGGAACACACGGGGGAAGGGGGAGGUUGGAUCCUGCCCCUUCCCACAGAGGCGCUGCCUGCCCUGUGCUCUGCCGCUGCAGCUGCUUCUCCUCGGGAAGGAGCGGAGUCCCGAAGCGAAAAUGCAGGCAGAGGCAGACAGGGGCGCGGGAGCUGGAAGUGAGCAGUAGGUGCCGAAUAGAAGGCAGUUGAUGUGCUGAGGCUGGCGUAGAAUUGCAUCGGCUCAAUAGAAGUGGAUGAGAUCAGCGCGAGUUUACUGAUCAUGAAAUUUACUACAUUUUACUUUACGUCACACUUUACAUUUCAUCUUAAUGGUUUUAAGCUGAAAGCGGGGAGAUUUAGAUUACAUAUUAGGAAAAAAAUCUUCACUAUGAGGGUGGUGAGGCACUGGAACAGGUUGCCCAGAGAAGUUGUGGCUGCACUAUCCCUGGAAGUGUUCAAGGAUAAGUUGGACGGGGCUUUGAGCAACGUGGUCUAGUGUAAGGUUGGAACCAGAUGAUCUUUAAGGUCCCUUCUAACUCAAACCAUCCUAUGAUUUCAUGAUUCUUCAUGUCUCAAUGAAAAGAACAUGGAAUAUUUUGGUUAGAUUACACCAGAGGAGGGCGUCUCUGUUAAAACGGUUCCCAGAAACCAAUGUUGCUGCGGUACAAUGAAUUAAUUCUAGGUCUUUGGGAUUGUAUCAGGAUACAUUUGGCUUGUCUCAAGUUGACUUCAGUAGCUUUGAGCACUGAUUUAAAUAAUGAAAAGUCAGUGUUGUGCCACUGAAUGUAACAGGAGCCUGAAAUGAAGAAGAAACGACGACAGCCAGUACGUCAAGGUCUGGUUUGACUCUGGAGACAUGCAGAGGCUGAAGACUGAUGGAAGAAUUAGUUACACGGAUUUGACUGCAAGUGUCUGAGAAAGCCUGGGUAUGUUCCUGGGAGGAAACAGCAGAAAGCCCCCUCCAGCCGGCUGUCCAUGGGCAAGGUGGGCUUUGAAGUCAUGCAUGGGGGUGCUGCUUCCAGUUGUUCCCCUGAUUGCACCCAGGACACUGGGAUUUGGGUCCUGUGAUCUGUAAGCAAAUAGGCUGGCCAGAAGGAAACCCACUCCCAUCUAGUUCUGGUUUCAGGGGGACUCUCUUGGCGAAGGCUAAAAUAUCAGUGGUUAACCACUACCAAACUGCAGUGGUAUGGUCUUUACAGUUCUCCAUGCUUCAGUUGCCAUCUGUACCUAAGAAUGAAAAUGAGAAACCAAAUAUAAAAACUGUGCUUGAAUUUCA
Strigops habroptila (Kakapo) is the source of this 13522-nucleotide messenger RNA. RefSeq names its product regulator of G protein signaling 7 (gene RGS7). Gene Ontology annotation, biological process: G protein-coupled receptor signaling pathway; intracellular signal transduction; regulation of G protein-coupled receptor signaling pathway. Bases 1413 to 2900 code for a protein of 495 amino acids. Lineage: Eukaryota; Metazoa; Chordata; Aves; Psittaciformes; Psittacidae. The record is from RefSeq and is a predicted model, not a curated record. The transcript is spliced from 23 exons.